CUAGUACGGACAUAUUAGCCGAACACCAGACACCAGAAAUCAGAUUGGUCCUUGGUGUAGUCAGUGGUAUUAGAGUGAACAACACAAGGAAUUAUUGAUGCUUUAGAGAAAGAAUUUAAUAGGUUUAGGAAAAAAAAAAAAAAAAUAAAUAAAUAAAGUUUAAACCUUGUUUUGGCAUAGCAAUGGCCACUCUAGUUCUUGACAACGGAGCUUAUACGGCUAAAAUAGGAUACAGCCACGAAAAAGUCAGUGUAAUACCCAAUUGCCAGUUUCGGUCAAAAACAGCAAGAUUGAAAACAUUUACUGCCAAUCAAAUUGAUGAAAUUAAAGAUCCAUCUGGACUGUUUUACAUUCUUCCGUUUCAAAAGGGCUAUUUAGUAAACUGGGAUGUCCAGAGAAAAGUGUGGGAUCAUCUGUUUGGAAGGGAAAUGUACAAGGUCGAUUUUGCAGACACCAGUAUAGUGAUCACAGAGCCAUACUUUAACUUCACUUCAAUUCAAGAGUCCAUGAAUGAAAUAUUGUUUGAAGAAUAUCAGUUUCAAGCUGCUCUUAGAAUUAAUGCUGGAUCCUUAAGCGCUCACAAAUACUUUCAAGACAACAGUUCAGAGCUGUGCUGCAUUGUUGUGGAUAGCGGAUACUCCUUUACACACAUAGUGCCAUACUGCCGGGGUAAAAAAAUGAAAGAUGGCAUAUGCAGGCUUAAUGUUGGCGGAAAGCUCCUGACUAAUCAUUUAAAAGAGAUAAUUUCAUACAGGCAACUCCAUGUUAUGGAUGAGACUCAUGUUAUUAAUCAAGUUAAAGAAGAUGUAUGCUAUGUGUCUCAAGACUUCUACAAGGACAUGGAAAUAGCUCAGUUAAAAGGAGAAGACAACACUGUGAUGAGAGAUUAUGUGCUCCCAGAUUUCAGCACAAUCAAAAAGGGCUUUUGCAAGUCUCGGGAAGAGAUGAAUUUUAGCGGAAAGUAUAAAACCGGGGAGCAGAUUCUCCGUCUCUGCAAUGAGAGGUUUGCUGUUCCUGAAACAGUCUUCCACCCCUCUGAUAUUGGAAUUCAGGAGAUGGGCAUUCCAGAAGCUAUUGUCAACUCUGUGCAAAACCUGCCUGAUGAAAUGCAGCCCCACUUCUUUAAAAACAUUGUGCUCACAGGAGGCAAUACCCUCUUUCCUGGGUUCAGAGACCGAGUUUUCAAAGACGUCAGAUCCCUCACGCCAACGGAUUAUGAGGUGUCAGUAGUGCAGCCUAAAAAUCCAGUGACCUACUCCUGGGAAGGUGGGAAACUGCUAUCUGAUAAUCCGGACUUUGAUGAGAUGGUUGUUACUAGAGAAGAUUAUGAAGAAAAUGGACACUGUAUAUGUGAAGAGAAGUUUGAUAUUUAAUGUCCCUCUUCUCUGUGAAUGCAUCAUAAACAUACCCAGAAUAAUUUGGUCACACAGGAGCCACCUUUUCAGGCAGUAUAAAAUAAUGUAUGCUGUUAGCAAUUCUAGUUGGUCUAAAAAUACAUUCAAAACUUGUUUGUGUUAUGUAUUAGACUUUGAUCAAUAUACAAAACAAAAGUAAUCUUUUGUUUGUAAUUUGGUUUGUUUGAACUAGAUUUACAUAUAUUUCCCAAGAUUGGUGAUCAGAAAAUAAAAAAUGUGUGGCAAAAAUAAUUUUUGACCAUGCUAUUACUCUUUCACCAUUACAAUUAGGGCUUCGGUGUAUAGACAGUAAACACCGGAAAACAAGAUUACAAUUAGGAAUGGGGGCUUGUUUGCAGAGUUUAAACCUGUAUUACAAUUAAGUUACAGAGGAUUUAAAACAGAAUUGCUGAUUGUGGUGAAAUGUAAAAAAAAAAUGCCUGCACACAAAACACCCAGAAGA
This is a messenger RNA of Polyodon spathula (Mississippi paddlefish), 1857 nucleotides long. RefSeq names its product actin-related protein 6. The transcript is spliced from 11 exons. Gene Ontology annotation, molecular function: nucleosome binding. The record is from RefSeq and is a predicted model, not a curated record. The coding region runs from base 183 to 1373 and encodes 396 amino acids. Lineage: Eukaryota; Metazoa; Chordata; Actinopteri; Acipenseriformes; Polyodontidae. Gene Ontology annotation, cellular component: Swr1 complex.